This is a messenger RNA of Erinaceus europaeus (western European hedgehog), 948 nucleotides long. Its product is annotated as olfactory receptor 2V2. The transcript has a single exon. NCBI's taxonomy places the organism in Eukaryota, Metazoa, Chordata, Mammalia, Eulipotyphla, Erinaceidae. The record is from RefSeq and is a predicted model, not a curated record. Gene Ontology annotation, biological process: G protein-coupled receptor signaling pathway. Gene Ontology annotation, cellular component: membrane. The coding region runs from base 1 to 948 and encodes 315 amino acids. Gene Ontology annotation, molecular function: G protein-coupled receptor activity; olfactory receptor activity.
AUGGAAAUAUGGUGGAACCAAUCAUCCACAGAUGACUUCAUCCUCUUGGGAAUCUUUUCCAAUAGCCAGACUGAUGUUGUCCUCUUCUCUGUAGUCAUGAUGGUCUUUACAGUGGCCCUCUGUGGGAAUGUUCUCCUCAUCUUCCUCAUCUACAUAGACUCUCGACUUCAUACACCCAUGUACUUCUUCCUCAGUCAACUCUCCCUCAUGGACCUCAUGUUGGUCUGUACUAAUGUACCCAAGAUGGCGGUCAACUUCCUGUCUGGCCGGAAGUCCAUCUCCUUUGUGGGUUGUGGUGUACAAAUUGGCCUUUUUGUGUCCCUUGUGGGGUCUGAGGGGCUCUUGCUGGGACUCAUGGCUUAUGAUCGCUAUGUGGCUAUUAGUCAUCCACUUCACUAUCCCAUCCUCAUGAAUCGCAGGAUCUGUCUCCAGAUUGUCGGGAGCUCCUGGGCCUUUGGAGUAAUAGAUGGUGUGAUUCAGAUGGUGGUAGUAAUGACCUUCCCCUACUGUGGUCUGAGGGAAGUGAACCACUUCUUUUGUGAGAUGCUGUCCUUAUUGAAGCUGGUCUGUGUAGACACAUCCAUUUUUGAGAACGUGGUAUUUGUUUGUUGUGUCUUUAUGCUAUUCCUACCUUUCUCCAUUGUUUUGGCCUCCUAUGCUCGAAUCCUGAAGGCUGUGCUCUAUAUGCAUUCUGCUCAGGCAGGUAAAAAGGCUCUGGCCACCUGUUCCUCCCACCUGACAGCUGUAUCCCUCUUCUAUGGGGCAGCCAUGUUCAUCUACCUGAGGCCCAGGCGCUACCGGACCCCAAGUCAUGAUAAGGUGGUCUCUGUCUUCUACACAGUCCUUACUCCCAUGCUCAAUCCCCUCAUUUAUAGCUUGAGGAAUCGGGAAGUGUUGGGGGUGGUGAGGAGGGGACUGGAGCAUUGCAGGAUGGGCAGCAAGUUCUGA